UCCUAGAAUGUAAACAAAUGUCAAUAUUCUUAUUUCAACACUUUUGAUUAAAUGAUUGAUAUUAAGCUGACUGAAACUGACUCUUUUGGAAGGAGACGCCUAGAGCACUGCCACACGAAGAUCAAUAGCAUGAAUCUGGCAACAUGUCGAGUUUGCUUGGGAAAAUCAAGGGGUAUGUUGAACAUAUUCAAAAGCAAGCUAGAAUCAGGAAUGACGAUAGCGGAUAUGCUAUGGGAGGCCACUGGCUAUCCCAAUAUUCCAGGAGAUUCUUAUCCAAAGACCAUUUGUGCAACUUGUCUGCAGGAUGGGCAAAAUGCCUUCGAUAUAAAGCAGACAUACGAGAGAAGUCACCAAUUCUUCUGUGAUUUUCAAAAGAUUUUGAUAGGAAAGGAGGAUUUAUCUGAGCUCAAAGUGAUGUCAGUCAAGGAUGAGAGAUUGAGUCCACCCUAGAUGAGUUCGAGUGCCAAGUGAAGAACGAGGUAAUUGAAGAAGACCCAUUGGAGAAUUCUGAUGUGAAUC
Messenger RNA from Drosophila serrata, 519 nucleotides. RefSeq lists its product as uncharacterized. Gene Ontology annotation, molecular function: RNA polymerase II transcription regulatory region sequence-specific DNA binding; DNA-binding transcription factor activity, RNA polymerase II-specific; zinc ion binding. Gene Ontology annotation, biological process: regulation of transcription by RNA polymerase II. Gene Ontology annotation, cellular component: nucleus. The record is from RefSeq and is a predicted model, not a curated record. NCBI's taxonomy places the organism in Eukaryota, Metazoa, Arthropoda, Insecta, Diptera, Drosophilidae.